Clupea harengus (Atlantic herring) is the source of this 3596-nucleotide messenger RNA. RefSeq names its product ERCC excision repair 4, endonuclease catalytic subunit (gene ercc4). Gene Ontology annotation, molecular function: single-stranded DNA binding; single-stranded DNA endonuclease activity; damaged DNA binding. The record is from RefSeq and is a predicted model, not a curated record. Gene Ontology annotation, cellular component: nucleotide-excision repair factor 1 complex. NCBI's taxonomy places the organism in Eukaryota, Metazoa, Chordata, Actinopteri, Clupeiformes, Clupeidae. Gene Ontology annotation, biological process: double-strand break repair via homologous recombination; nucleotide-excision repair involved in interstrand cross-link repair; resolution of meiotic recombination intermediates.
AUUUCUGGGUUUUCAAACCAACUUUAAAUAAAGCUGCACUAGGCAAUAUGAUAUGUUUUGAAUGGUCCACGUCGAUAGAAGGCGCUAGUGGUGAAACGCUUGUUUGUAUCAGGGGCGAGUCUGACGACAACAUGACGUGAUAUCCGGUGACAUGUUGCGUUCAAACGCCGCUGUUAACUUUAUAACUAAAAUAACUCAAAUGAAUGAGAGAGUUGGUCUUAAACAUGGCUAGUCAUAGUAAAGAAUACAAUUCGCAUCUUGCCUACAGUAAAGAUAGUAAAUCUUAAUUUUCAAGAACAUACUGGCAUCAUCAUACACACUGCAUUGUUUUCUAACUCUAGCUUGCUAGCUAACGUUAGCCCUGUGAAGGUACAUUGCAUGGAUGAGCUGUGCAGCCUUUUUGACAGGUAGUAGUAGAAGUAGAGGCCGGUUAGACGGUUCUCAUAGACAGAGAAGUAAUCAUGAAUUUAGGGUUACUCGUGUAGCAGAAAGUUGACCGUGGAAAUCCUGAGAGAGUUUACAAUGGCGGGUCCUUUGCUGGAGUAUGAGACGGAGAUGUUUUUGAGCCUCUUCACCACGGACGGAUUGUUGGUGACAGCAGAGGGUCUGGGCAUCGAUCGCAUUCUCUUACAGUUCCUCAGAGUGUAUUCAGAGGAGGGCAGUCUGGUCCUCCUCCUGAACACAACCCUCCCUGAACAGGAAUACUUCACGGAACAACUCCGUGCAGAGGGUGUGAGUCACCUUCCGCGAACCGUGACCAGUGAGGUGCAGGGCAGCGAACGAUAUGACGUUUAUACGCAAGGUGGUGUGCUCUUCGUCACCAGUCGCAUCUUGGUCGUGGAUUUCCUCACAGAAAGGAUACCUGCCCACCUCAUAUCAGGAAUCUUGGUUUACCGAGCCCACAAGAUCAUUGAAUCGUGUCAAGAGGCCUUCAUUCUGAGGCUUUUCAGGCAGAAGAAUAAGACGGGCUUCAUCAAGGCUUUCACAGACAAGGCCACAGCCUUCUCCUUUGGCUUCUGUCUGGUUGAGCGCGUCAUGAGGAACCUCUUCGUCAAGAAGCUCUUCCUGUGGCCCAGAUUCCAGGCAUCUGUGGUCAGUGUGCUGGACCGACACAAGCCCGACGUGGUGGAGCUUCACGUGUCUCUGACGCCGGCCAUGAGGGCCAUCCAGAGCUCGGUGAUGGACAUCAUGAACGCCUGUCUGAAGGAGCUGAAGCGCUACAACCCCACCCUGGAGGCUGAGGACCUUUCCCUGGAGAACUCACUGGGCACUGCGUUCGAGAAGACUAUUCGUCAUUAUUUGGAUCCCUUGUGGCACCAGCUGGGAGCCAAGACCAAGUCCCUGGUGCACGAUCUGAAGAUCCUGAGAACCCUCCUCCUGUAUCUCACUCAGUACGACUGCGUGACCUUCCUCAACCUGCUGGAGUCCCUUCGCUCAAGCCAGAAGAACUUUGGAAGCAACUCAGGAUGGCUUUUUCUGGACUCGAGCACCUCCAUGUUUGUCAACUCUCGUCAACGUGUCUACCGCAUCCCCGAGGCAAAGAAGAAGCUGAAGGUGGGAGGAGAGAAGGAACAGAAGAAGCCCACUCCCGUGGAAGUAAAGAGACAAGUGGUGCUGGAGAGGAACCCAAAAUGGGAGGCUCUGUCAGAGGUGAUGCGGGAGAUCGAGAAGGAGAACAGCAGCCGAGGGUAUGCUGCAGGCCGGGUUCUGAUAUGCGCCAGCGAUGACCGCACAUGUGCCCAACUGAGGGAGUACGUCCAGCGCGGGGCCGAGGCGCUGCUGACCCGCCUGUAUCACCGCACCGUUGGGAAAGGGGAGGCCGUCUCCACUUCAGAGCUGGGCAGACAGAGCAAACGAUGGGGCGCCAGGGAGCCCAGCAAGAACUCAAAGGGCAAAAGACCCAGAGCCAAGCAGGGAAAAGCUGGCGGCAAGGGCCCCAAAGCUGCCCUUUCCCGCGCCCAAAUGGUGGGGAGAGAGGGAGAGGAGGAUGCCAUGCAUAGCGGAGGAGAGGGAGAGGAAGGCAUAGAGUACGAUGAUGAAGAACAAGAGGAGGAAGAAGAGUUGGAUUUGAAUCUGUCUUCGGACUCCUACUAUGGAAUUCUGAAAGAGCCAUUAACGGUCAUCCACCCACUGCGGGGCUGCAGUGACCCCUACGGUCUGACGCGGGUACUGCACGAGGUGGAGCCCACCUAUGUGGUGCUGUACGAUGCCGAGCUCAGCUUUGUGCGCCAGCUGGAGAUUUACAAAGCCAGCCGGCCAGGAAAGCCUCUGAGGGUGUACUUCCUCAUCUACACUGGCUCCACUGAGGAGCAGAGAUACUUGACAGUCCUGCAUAAAGAGAAAAAAGCAUUUGAGCAUCUUAUCCGGGAAAAAGCCACCAUGGUAAUACCUGAGGAGAGAGAGGGACGAGAGGACACAAAUUUGGAUCUGUCAAGAAGUCAGGAGCCAGCCAACGCCACCACCAACUCUCGCAAAGCAGGGGGUCAGGAACAAGUGAAAGAGCCGAGCCGUGUGAUCGUGGACAUGCGCGAGUUCCGCAGCGAGCUCCCGUCCCUGCUGCACCGCCGCGGGCUGGACAUCGAGCCGGUCACGCUGGAGGUGGGCGACUACAUCCUGACGCCGGAGAUGUGCGUGGAGCGCAAGAGCGUGAGCGACCUGAUCGGCUCGCUGCAGAGCGGCCGCCUCUACUCGCAGUGCCUUGCCAUGACGCGCUACUACCGCCGGCCCGUGUUGCUCAUCGAGUUCGACCCGGCCAAGCCCUUCUCGCUGGUGGCGCGCGGCGAGCUGCGCGGCGAGAUCUCGGCCAGCGACGUCACCUCACGCCUCACGCUCCUCACGCUUCACUUCCCUCGCCUGCGCCUCCUCUGGUGCCCCUCGCCCCACGCCACCGCCGAGCUCUUCGAGGACCUGAAGCACGGCCGGGCCGAGCCGGACGCUGCAGCCGCGCAGGCCGUCACCGCCGAGUCGGACACCGUUGCCGAGUCUGCCGACCUCUACAAUCCCGGCCCGUACGACAUGCUGCUGCGCAUGCCUGGCGUCAGCACCAAGAACUGCCGGGCACUUAUCAAGCAUGUGAACAGCCUGGCAGACCUGGCCACCCACAGUCAAGAGAGGUUGGCAGAGAUCCUGAGCAGUGGCAACAAUGCCAGGCAGCUGUACGAAUUCCUGCACUUCACUGCAGAGGUCAGUGUAGGGCAGAAAGGGAAGCGUACUUAAACAGGACUAAUGACAUUUCUCAGGGAGGUUGCUGCCAUGAAGUGUUGAGGUUGCAAGUUGAGAGUAAAAAUGGAGCUUUGGAUGGUUACAUGGGUUGGGAUAGACAGGAAGUAUUUUUUUUUAACAAAAUUAUUUGGAAAUUCAAAGCCAUGUUGAAUUAAUGCCUUAAUGUCUUCAGGUUUUCUGAGGACUUUCUUAACUUAAAAGAUAUUCAUUGUAAGGUGAUGAAAAUAUUUCACACUGUGUUUUGUGGCCUGUAUGCGGUAUACAGUUUAAAAAUGUGUAGUGAUUUUGCUAAAUUGUUAUGUAAAAGUAAGUGUAGGAUUCUUAUGUCCUUAAACUAUAUAUGAAAUAGCGAUGCUAAACUAUUUUUUAUAUUU